Molecule: messenger RNA, 7314 nt
Organism: Spirometra erinaceieuropaei
Lineage: Eukaryota; Metazoa; Platyhelminthes; Cestoda; Diphyllobothriidea; Diphyllobothriidae
Source: the annotation of a GenBank genome assembly
AUGUAUGGUACGUUGGCCACUAAACAACCAAAAUCGGUCAGCUACUCGUCUACUCAGCUCCCCUUCUUCGUGCCAUUUGAGUUCGGCAGCAAGCACACCAAGAAGGUUCGGGUUGCCAUUCUUGUUGCAGGAGUCUGCAGCCUGGUAUUCACAUUUCUUUCACUUGAUAUCUGAAGAUUUUCUCUAUUACAAUGAUUUCUGUUGGCGUUAGGGAUUUUUUGAGUCCGGCUGAUACGAGAAAGGUGCUGGGCAUUUGUCAAUUCACGCGCCUCAGCUGGAGUCUAAUAAUACUAGGCGCAGUACUUACUGGCAUGUCUUGCUUCCAAAUUGUCUCUUCUGCGAAGCCACCGUUUAAAUCCGAAAAACGGAUACGGAGUGAUCUAUGUGUACGCAAACAUUUGUCUUGCCCCUCAUUUCUAGCUCUUCGUUUGUUCUCUCAUUUGCAGUGUCCUAUUCCUCGCUAGUGGUGUCACAUCUUUCACACUGAUCUCAAGCGUACGUGUUCUCAACGACUCUUAUACUUGUGUUUUUGAUCGGAGACCGCUCUAUGCAUUGCAGAAAUAUUUACGUGCAAUCAUCCUAUAAAUUUUAGGAAUUUAUACAUGGAGAAACAAUACGAGUCAACCAUACGAACAGUGUCUGUUUGUUUAGGCCUGUCCGAUUAUAUAGGAGUCCAACCACAUAGAUAGUGAAAAGACAACAAUAAGCGUGCGCCCUUCGUGGUUUCCAAUUUCGCAUCGGCCGCAUUCGUCCCUAGCUAGAAACGGGGCAGCGCUAUCUCGGGACAAAGGUGGAGCGCGUGAUAUAAAGGCGGGAGACCUUGUGUCGGUUUUUGGAUUUGCAAACAGAGGUCCAGACCCAGACAGUUAUCGUAUUGUCAUGUUUCCGACCUACACCAUUGCUCGUAUGCUGCUAAAGUCUAAUUCAUGAUCUGCCUUCAGGAUGCUGACAGUAAAUCGAUAUAACAGGUCACCCCAUCGCACUGCCAGUUGGUGGCCGUUCAUUUGGGUCACUGCUGCAUGCUCACCUUCAAAUUCUCCUGUUGGCUGGAAACUCCUACAGUCCGCAAGAUAGCAUAUAAUUAAAUCUUGAAAAAUAGCAAACUCUGUGCUUGCGAAAGCCCCAGUAGGCUUAUAACUUUGUGAUUCAAACCACAAAAGGCCGAAAUUAGACAGUCGGUCCAAAUGUUCUGCCACCUGGGACACUUUUUCCCCUGAUUGUCGCCAGACACAAGGAGUUUAGUAUGCCAAUGUAACUUUUAGAUGUCGUUCACUGCCUGCGCCCUCCAGUUCCAGUCACAGAAAGUAGAAUGCAUGCAGGUACAAGGUCUUCAAAUUCAUCAGUACUUAAAACUGUGUCGUUCAUCAACUGGUGGACUAUAUUAGUAAUCACGAAGUGGGUUCCUAUCUAUUUAGUGAAUAGGCGGGUGGUGCAGACUUUGAGGACUUGUUUUUUAAACCAUUUUCGAGUGGGGAUGGUCGUGCGUUUUGUUCAUUGUAACAAUGACCGUUAUCGGGGCUAUGCUUAUAUUUCGUGUUCAAGUAGACCAUGUCUGAAUCGUCCAUCGUUAGGUACCCUUUUAGACUCUGAUCUGUGGUAGCCUGUCGGCAGCGGGUAAGAGCGCAUCUCAUUUCUCACGUCGAACUUUAUCUUCCAUUUGAAGGUUGGCCCUUCCAUUGAAAGAGCCAUCGACGAGCAAGUCAUCACUGCUUAUGGCUUUGAUGGUGAGGUGACGAACGUCAUCGACAAUCUGCAAUUAGAAGUAAGCCACUGAUGAUUUGAAUGUUCACUUAUUUCCUAACUAUAUUUUAUUCGACUAGGUUUCUCCACUGAAUGAUCGAGUCUGUUGACUGCACACCGUUUUUAAUUUAAAACCCCCCAGUAAACGGCAUCUCUAUUACACACACAAGAGGGACUUUGUUUCAUAUGACCCGUUUUCCUUCUUUUUUGUUCACCAUUUCUUCGCUUUGUUUCUUUGUUGUCAUUCUACUCCUGACCCUUAGCCUCCUCUUAAGGUCUUUGUCACUGUUUAAUCGUUGCAGCCGUUUCCAAUGCUCUUUUUUGUUUUUCUUCCCCACCAUCCUUUUAGCGUUCCUUUCUUUUUUCCGAUAUACGGUGUUAGCAGAUCCUUAGUCUCAGACUCCAGCGUAGCUGCUGUAGAUUAGUUGGUGGGGUAUGAAGACGAGAUUGAGUGGAAGAAUUAUUUGCCAAACAGUUGAAAGUAGACCCUUCGGAGUGAUCUCCCAUGAGUAUGCUCAUCCUUGAUCUCCAACUUAGGUCGGCCUAGACUUUUUAUCUAACAUGGUAGCGAUUCCAACAGGAUGGAAUAUGUCCUCGCAGGAUGUAGCUGUCUCCAGCUGCUAGUGGAAAGUACCCACCGCACAUAUGAGGCAACUUAUUUAGUUUUCAAGGUCUUAGAAACUGACCUUAACAUGCUCAUUUUUUUAUCGUCGAGCCGUGAAUUAGCCAUGCUAACAAACUGGCCUUCCUUCGGAUUCGUGUUUGUUCCUCUAGUUGAGAAGACAGGACGACGGAGACGUAGAGCACAGUGGGACUGAACCAUUGGGGUAUAAUCGAGUUUGGUGGCCUUUACUGCUCCUUCCUGUGUCGUUGAUUUGGCCCAAAAUUUGCAGGACGUUCGGCUGGACGACUAAACCAAUGCUGCGCUUGAUGGCAACCGACGCUAAUUUGCGGUGUGUGCGAAUCUCCUUAGGUAGGCAAUGCGCGUAGGCUGACUUCCUUUCCACCACAGAUUUGUAAGCAUAACAGGGUAGGAUAAGUGGGUGUCGUCAAAUUGUCAGCUAGAAGUUCUCGUCGAUGUGACUUUAAGUCCGGACCAUUUGGCAGCGUCACAAAGUCUCCUUGCAAAUUGACUUUUCAACUUCUGCCAUACCUACUGUGUUGCACCCACCGCUUUCAUAGAUGGCGGCACGAGUGCAAACACGAGUCGCAGCAAAGUGGCAUUGAAAUAUUCGCCGGCGAUUACCGUGGACUCCUGCCAACCAGACCAUCGGUUAACUGGGACAGUUAUUUAUUCGAAUCAAAUAGUGAUGGACAGAAUCAAGUGGUAUGUGUUACCACAUGUUAAUUCCGCGUAGUUAGGACCACCACUCCGCAUACAUGAUUGAACCGGUGAUUAUUUCAGGUCAGAAUUCAAGUAUAAGAGGCUGACAAACCAGCGUACAUUUGGGGCAGAGCAUCCGCUUGCAGGCAGUUCGGUCAAGUCAACUGCAGCAGACAUGACAACUCACGUGCUGAGGCGAGCAGCCCAGUGAAGUGCCGCCGAUGGUGGCGACGUGUACACUAAGCGGUUAACUAAACGGCUGGGGUCAGUUAAAGUGGUAAGGGGAGGGGAUCACUCGGCGGUGGGCACUUGUGAGGGGGGAGGGGACGAGAGGGGAAGAAGAGCAGUCCUGGCUCCUUUCGAUAACUUGCAGUUCGCCGGUUUGCCUAAGUGAACAUCCGUCUUUCUUGGCACCUGUGCGCACCCACCUACUCACACGUGACCAGUGUACUAAGAAAAACUGUAAGACUAUCAGGCCAGUUUACCCUACUGGUCGAGGUAGGAUAUCAACCGCCGGACACUGGUCAUCGCCAACUGGCAGAUAGAACGGGUGUGUCAAAAUAUAGAAUAAUGUAGGCGAUACUAUAGUAGGAUAAACCGUAAGAGGAGCUGGCAUUACACGAAAGACCCCAGGGGACAUCCCAAAAACAGAAGCAAGAAGUGCAAUACUCAGAAGUUGAGGAAGCCUUCAACUGGCGGUCCUGAGUUGUAACUCCAGUUACACCGGUUAGACCAGGUGCGGCUAAUAUCGUGCCAAUUACAGGUACUUGAGUUGUUUGAUUUUAAAAGCGGACACGCGUGAACAUAUGAGCAAAUCGAUCUGAAAAAUAUGUUGGCUUCCAGGAUCCCCACAUUACUUCUUACAGCCUUUGGGCUGCCUUUAGAUGCCAACAGUAUACUUAAAGUGCCUCAUAUCUCACGUGUAAGUUAACCGCCAUGUGGUUCCUUUUGUUGCUCGAACUGUCAGUCGGGUGCCAUUGAGAUCCUUUGGACUAACAGUCAGGUGUGCCUAUAGGACGGUCUUCUUUGGGAUGAUUCGUUUCGUUCUUUUGCAUUAUCGAUGGCUGCGUCAUUUCACACAUGCAGCCAUUCUGAAUCACUUAUGGAAAGUUUCUCCCGUGAGACCGUUGCUCCGGAUCACACUGCAUGUAAGGAACUGCGUAUGGAGGUGCAACUGUCUAGCGAAUUUUUCCACUAAAACAAGUUUUCACCCACUGCAUAAAUUAGCCAGCCUCUGUGCUACUCAAAAUAAGCACUUAAUGCUGUAUUUUCUCCAUUUGAUUUGUGCUUAGCAUGCAUGCUGCGGAGGUUCCAACUACGAGGUCUACGAAGAGUCACGCUGGGCCUCACACCCAAGCGAUAUCGUUCCCAAGUUGGGUCUUGUUCCUGAUUCCUGUUGUGUCCGGAACGCGUCCACGUUAGAAAUCAUUGAUCUGAAGGCCUGCCACGGCGACACUUUGACGCUCCCCAACUCAGUAAAUUCGAAUGUACGUGUUUACACAGAGGUUUGGACCGUAACUACCCAUUAGUGCAGCUAUUAUUACAAAUCCUUCCGAUGAUAGCUCCAAGAUUCUCUACGUAGUCAUGCUGUCAGUUUUAACCCAUCGAAGAGUUUGGUGAAUGCCACAAAGAGUGAUACAGACAUCUAUAGUGACGCAUGAUAGAGUUGAUUGGCUUGUUUAAAUUUGACCCGACAACCGACCCGAACGUACAUGUUCAUAGACACCUAUUUGCGUCGGCUGACUCCUCAAACUAACACGAAUGAUCUCAUCCUAAUCACGUUGUUUGAAAUCUACUGUAAAUAAACAUGGCUAUUUGUAGCUGUGCAAUAUUUCGCCUUAAACAGGCGUACUCCAGCGAUACUGACCUUUUCAACUGAGCCCCUGGAUUGAAAUGCAUUUCGCAUAGCAGGUGGCUCCAAACAGCCUUUCCUUGAAAAUAAAGUCGCACCUGCCUUUUCAAAAUCUUUAUAAGUCAACUGCUCCUAGAGGUCCUUGGUCCUAUUUUUGCUCUCCCUGUUAAGGAAAAUUUACGUCACCUACUGUCCUCAUUUAGUUUCGUCUGAGCUGCUGGUGUUGUUCGCGGACAUCCACAGUCCCAAAUUUCUCCAAGACCUAGAACAAGGCAUACCCCGCCUUUCAGAGUCAUUAAUUUCCAGCUGUAUUCUGCGCAACAUGUUGCAUUGCACUUGUUUCCUGACGAAGACCAGGCAAGCCCUGCUUGGUCGGCGUCCUCACGAAAGUUACCAAAAUCGCAAAAAUUAAGGAUGCGCUAGUUAUUCAGUUCACCUUCAAAAGUGGUGGUGGAUAAGUCUGAUAGUAGAAGGAGCCACUGUUAUUAGGUUAUUCUCUUAGGAAGAGUUUGCAUUUCAUCGAUAUUUAGAUCAUUAGCAGUAGUACGUUUAGGGAUAACUGGGCUUUCAGUGCGCCUUGUGUUCCGAUGCCCCAACUGUUAUCAUUGAAUUUGUCUGUCCUCUCUUCUAGGGUUGUGCCCCCUUUCUGGCGGUGGAUGAUAGAUACAACCUCCUCGUAUUUGCGUCCUGCUCAAUUGCUCUCUGCGUCUGGAUGGUGAGUUGACAUGGCACUAAACUUUCAUAGGCCCACUCGAGUAGUUGGGCAAACAAAGUUUCACACUCACUUGCACUGUCUACCAUUCACUCACAUGAAAUAGGCUUCGUAAUUGCUGGUUCAGUCACAUUGCAGAUUUGCGGCAUAAGGAACAAUCGCCCUUCCUUUGUGGUCUUUCGGCAGCAGAAGUUGAGUCAUUUGGAUGACCUCUCCCCCAGAUCGUCACAGCUCAUGACCAAGCUCCCUUGUCUUUGUCGGUAAUGCCAUUCGACCUAAUUAUUGCAGGCGACAAGUAGGGAGACCGCAACUGGCCAGUAGUCCUCUUGACUGAAGAUACAGCCGUUUGCUGAAGACACGAUUAGACAGGCGAAUUCGGAGAGUUCGGUGGAAGCACCACCGACAGAAUACUUUCAGUGGUAUAACAUUGUGGCCUACGUGGGCCCUGUAUCGAAUUCGUCUGAAGUUGCAUCGGAGGAGGCCGCAGAUAUUCUAAGCGUAGUCCAACGCCGAUUCCAGUCUUCCACGAAGCCGUUCUGCGGCUUCAUGCGACUGGUUGUUUAAAUGGUCACUUUCUUCCUUUGUGCCUUGGAAAAUCAUUUCGACCCAAGGUGACAGAAACUGUCCGCUAGACCAGGAGUUUCAAUAUCGACUGCGACUAGGCAGCUGCUUCCAACCACGAAGUCCGCAAUGAUCGCCUUCGUCUUGGGGAGUCGAUUGUUGGACCUAUUUCGCUUUCCCUCUGCCGUUGAGCUUAUUUGGGAUAUACCUCACCGAGUUUCUGUAAGGGAACACGUCAUCAGAGUAGUAUUACCUUUCUUGAUGUCUUCCUAAUAUGCAUGGAAGCAAAAAGCGACACUCGUUUAGCGUCAACCUGAGUAUCUUGUCUCGUUUCUCAAAGUUCCAGAUAUGUCUGAUGGGCAAAAGGACGUCACCGGCAUUAUUGCUGGAACCGCGAUCCGCCGUGGACUGCCAGUCAACCAGGGAGCCGAUAGCUAGUAGCCGUGAAGGGAUUGGAAAGUGGAUAAUUCGGUUUUAAUAUCCAUGCUUGUUGCAACAGUACCAGUAUUUCGGACGACUAGGUUGGCCUUUCCUCAACUCCUUUAGAAGGAUGGACUCAAGUGCCGACCAUACACUUGAGUCAACAGGAUUUUUUUUAUUCAGACAGUCUUAAAGCAGUCUCUGGCUCUAGCGUUUGGAUAAAUUUGAUUGGUGUGUUUUUCCUCUGUCUUGGCCAGUUCCUCGCCCCUGUUUUUUCCUCUUCUCCUUUUGCUACCUCUCCCCCUCUUCCCAUUUUUCUCCUUUCCCCCGAACUCCGCAUUGCUUCCCCUCCAUUCUUCUUUUCCCACCAUCCUUAUCCUUUCUUUUCUCUGUGUUUUUAAGGCUCGAUUAUCGGCGAAGUACUCUGUCUAGGCUUUAUCUCGGCCGCCACCCUCUUUAGUGUUUGCGCAAAUUAAUGGUUGCUGGUCAGUAUAAUGUCACAACUGUCCAUUAGAUUUAUUUCCGAGCAACCAGGUGUUUUCUCAUAAACAGCCUCUGUUUUCUCAUCCAAUGACUUCUCAAAUCUCGAUGUUGUCACUUUGGGGGGAAACUGUUUAACAUUCAUCUGUGUUGUCAUUUUAGACCACUGUGGCCUGCUGUGCAUUCUACGUGUAUAAGGUAUAUCCUCUGACUACGGUGGUCUAA